GUUUCUGCACUCGCUCCCGCAGCUUUGCCUUGCACGAGUUGAAGUGGUGGAGCGUGCGGGUCCGAGGCCGGAGCGUCCGGGUCCGCAGCGGGCGGGCACGGCUGUGCAGGCUGGGGAGGCCGAGGGCCGGGCUGACAGAGGUGUCAAGACCCGGGCCCGGCGCGGCCUCCUAGACCCAAUCCGAGUACUUCUCCAGACUUUUCCUUCGGCAGCGGAAGAUGACGACAUCCUUGCAGCGAGCUUGGGAAGAGCUUGUCUUCAGAUGCCUGUUUCUUGUGAUCGCAUUCUGAGCAUGUUGUUGCAGGGCCCACUGUCCUUCAGGGAUGUGGCUGUGGCCUUCACCCAGGAGGAGUGGCGGCGGCUGGGCUCUGAGGAGAAGACGACGUACAGGGACGUGAUGCUGGAGACCUACAGCAACCUCGUCUCCGUGGGGUGUCACAUUAUCAAACCGGAUGUUAUCAGCAAGUUGGAACAAGGAGAAGAGCCAUGGAUAGUAGAAGGAGCAUUCUCACCUCAGAGCUAUCCAGAUGAAAUCUGGCAGGCGAAUGACCUGAUGGAGAAAGCCCAGGAAGAUGAAAAGAAGCUCUCGAGGGCAGCUGUGCUCAGCUACAGAAGCAUGGUCGGAAAGACAGGCGAUGUUGCCGGUGAAGCCGCUCCUGUAGAAACAACACUUGUUCCUUCAGGGAAAGUCAUCCCUAAAUGCAGCUCCUGCGCGGAGAGCUUGACGUGUAUCUCUGCCUUCAUCAGCAGCGAUGGAAGCUACGCAAAGAUGAAGCCCAAUGUCUGUGCUGGAUGUGGGAAAUCGCUGCUCCACACUAAGCCUGAAAAAACACAUCCAGGAGAUGAUUCUUAUGAAUUUAGUCAGAAUGAAGACGAUUACACUCUAAGUGAAGAAAAUUUUUACCAAAAAAUUCAUACUUUAGAGAAGCCCUUUGAAUAUGUUGAGUGCCAGAAAUCCUUCCCAAAGAACACUGUUUUCAUUGAUCCCGUGGAAGAGAAGCCCUAUGACUGGAGUGAAUCUGAAAUGGCUUUCCUCCAGAUGUCAGAGCUCAGUGUCCACCAGGGUUCUCACAUGGAAAUGAAGCCCUACGAGUGCCGGGAAUGCGGGAAGUCCUUCUGUAAAAAGUCCAAAUUCAUCAUCCACCAGAGAACUCACACGGGCGAGAAACCGUUUAAGUGUAACCAGUGUGGGAAGUCCUUCUGCCAGAAGGGAACCCUCACCGUGCAUCAGAGGACACACACAGGGGAGAAGCCCUACGAAUGUACCGAAUGCGGGAAAAACUUCUACCAGAAGUUACACCUCAUCCAGCACCAGAGAACUCACUCAGGAGAGAAGCCCUAUGAAUGCAGCUACUGUGGGAAGUCCUUCUGCCAGAAGACGCACCUCACGCAGCACCAGAGGACACACUCAGGCGAGAGGCCCUACAUCUGUCCCGACUGUGGAAAGACUUUCUCUCAGAAGUCAGCCCUUAACGACCACCAGAAGAUCCACAGCGGGGUGAAGCUGUACAAGUGCAGCGAGUGUGGGAAGUGCUUCUGCCGCAAGUCCACACUCACCACCCACAUGAGGACGCACACCGGGGAGAAGCCCUACGAGUGCAACGAGUGCGGGAAGUUCUUCUCCAGGCUGUCCUACCUCACCGUGCACUACAGGACCCACUCGGGGGAGAAGCCCUACGAGUGCGCCGAGUGCGGGAAGACCUUCUACCUGAACUCGGCCCUCAUGCGGCACCAGAGGGUGCACACGGGAGAGAAGCCGUACGAGUGCAGCGAGUGCGGGAAGCUGUUCUCCCAGCUGUCCUACCUCACCGUGCACCACCGCACUCACUCGGGAGUGAAGCCCUACGAGUGCAGCGAGUGCGGGAAGACCUUCUACCAGAACUCGGCCCUGUGCCGGCACCGGAGAAUCCACAGAGGGGAGAAGCCCUACGAGUGCUACAUAUGCGGGAAGUUCUUCUCCCAGAUGUCCUACCUCACCAUCCACCACCGCAUCCACUCCGGGGAGAAGCCCUACGAGUGCAGCGAGUGCGGGAAGACCUUCUGCCAGAACUCCGCCCUGAACAGGCACCAGCGGACACACACAGGGGAAAAAGCCUAUGAGUGUUACGAGUGUGGGAAGUGCUUCUCACAAAUGUCGUACCUCACCAUCCAUCACCGCAUCCACUCGGGGGAGAAGCCCUUUGAAUGCAGCGAGUGCGGGAAAGCCUUCUCUCGGAUGUCCUACCUCACUGUGCACUACAGAACACACUCGGGAGAGAAGCCCUACGAGUGCGCCGAGUGCGGGAAGAAGUUCUACCACAAGUCAGCGUUCAAUAGCCAUCAGAGGGUUCACCGAAGAGGGAGCGCCAUGUAGCUGUGCGGGAGGCUCCCCUACAGCGGACUCAGAUGACCGCCUCAAUGAGCGAGUGGAGCCUUGUGUACAUGUGUUCCUCAGCACCCAUAGCUUCCAUAUCCAAGGGUUCGACCGACCAGAACGACUUAGGGAAAAGGUUUUAUCUGUACUGAAUAUAUACAGACUUUUUUCUUGUACAAUAUGACAACUUUGAUACUGCAUUUGUAUGAUAUUAAGCAUUAUAGAUCAUCUAGAGAUGAGAUAAAAUACAUAGUAAGAUUAUGUAGGCUGUACACAAAUAUAGCAUUUUACAUAGGGACUUAAUAAACUGCAGACUUUGGUGUCCAGGUGAUCCUAGAACACACUCACACAUACCAAAGGAUACUUUAUCAGAGAGCCCACACAAGUGAGCAGGACAUGGCCGUGUGAAGUAGAUCCAUCCGGAAAUUCACAGGGCAGAAACCACAGUUGUGAAAAGAGCACAUCGCAGCCUAUCCAGGAGUAAGAAUGUAUAAAUACGUUGAGCAUGAUUUCAAACUGCUGUCAGGGAGUUGACUCACUCAAAUGGGAAACUGCUAGUACUAAGGGAUGUUUUGUAAAAAUUAGGAUGAUCUGCUAGAAAUAAGUACACUCUGUAACUACAGGAUGUAAACGUCAGUCAAGUUAGCCAUGUUUGCUGCAUUAACCUGGCAAAUAGUUCCCGAGGAACACCGGGCUUGGGGCUUCUUGUUCUUAUUUUAGUAACUAUCACAGAAAUCAUAUGUUCGUCCCGUUUUAAUCAAGCUUGGAAGAGUGUAUCCUUAGUUUGUAACGUAUGGUAAGGUAGCCCAUUCUAAGUUCGCCGUCAUGUUACCCUCUGAAUAUGCAUUUCACUGGGGUAGGAUCUGAAAGUUAUGAACUAUGCUUUUUCCUUGUUGCUUGUGUUUUAAAAUGCAUUUGGUCAUUGUUGCAGGAUUAUAUCUGUAAUAGGCCAAUUUUUUGUUGUUUUAACUAUAGCAAAGACGACAGAAAUGUAUCUAUAAAAUAGGAACCUCUGAGUAGAUCAUUUUAAAUUAAGCCAGAGUCUUCCAGGGUGAGAAGUAGCUUCAGCACUCACUACUCUGUACAACCACGACCUAAGAAUGUUCUCCUUCCUCUCUGCAUUUGCUCGCUUCCUUCUUUUUUUUUUUGUUUUUUUGGUUUUUCGAGACAGGGUUUCUCUGUGGUUUUGGAGCCUGUCCUGGAACUAGCUCUUGUAGACCAGGCUGGUCUCGAACUCACAGAGAUCCGCCUGCCUCUGCCUCCCGAGUGCUGGACCACCGCCCGGCGCUCGCUUCCUUCUUAUGUAGAUGUGAGGUCCUAGAGCACAGGGCUGUGCAGCUGUCUGUGCUAGUGUGGGGAACGUUCUCCACUCUGCCAUCGCUAGGAGGUGAGAACACACAAAUCAGGGUGUGGUAGACAUCAUCCCUGCCGUCUGUCACUCCCUCCUGGCUCUUUGUCCUCCUGGAAAUAUGGCCUAUAACUCCUGGUAAGUGUCAUUGGUAGUGAUAAUCCUUCCCUGUAGCCUUGGACCCAAGUCUAAAGAGUUAGUGGGGUUAUCAGAGAUCGUCUCCUGAAAGGGUUUCCUCAAAGAAGCCGAACCUUAGUGAGCAUCGCCUUGUCUGGAUGUGGUGAGACUCCCGGCGGUGGCCACAGCGUAACCGUCGUAGCCAUACAGAAGCAGAAGAAACUGGGACCUGAUGUCUCAGAGGCACCACACCAGCUCGACUGGAGCCACUCCAUGUCUGGACUGUUUCUUUUUCUAAGAGACUAUUUGUUUCUAAGCCAGUUGACUUAGGAACAUUCUGCUAGUAACAAGACAGUCUACCUGGUGUAGCAUUACACUUUGUAGGAGUUAUGCAAUUCGGAAGUGGACUCUAGCUAAAUCAUUUAUUUUGAUGUGUUAAUAGAGAGUUUAUUAUCUGUAAAUUUGUAUGUAAAUAAUCUGAACAUUGAAAAUGAAUUUGAA
Messenger RNA from Chionomys nivalis (European snow vole), 4319 nucleotides. It is a transcript of the gene Znf12, whose product is annotated as zinc finger protein 12. NCBI's taxonomy places the organism in Eukaryota, Metazoa, Chordata, Mammalia, Rodentia, Cricetidae. The transcript has 5 exons. Gene Ontology annotation, biological process: regulation of DNA-templated transcription. The coding region runs from base 263 to 2353 and encodes 696 amino acids. The record is from RefSeq and is a predicted model, not a curated record.